Messenger RNA from Leucoraja erinaceus (little skate), 1634 nucleotides. Its product is annotated as probable E3 ubiquitin-protein ligase HERC3. Lineage: Eukaryota; Metazoa; Chordata; Chondrichthyes; Rajiformes; Rajidae. The transcript is spliced from 12 exons. The coding region runs from base 69 to 1634 and encodes 521 amino acids. The record is from RefSeq and is a predicted model, not a curated record.
UGACACUGGGGUUUCAUUUCAUUUCUUUCACACUUUGACCCGAUCGUUUGCAGUGUCACGAAGGGGCGAUGCUGUACAACUGGGAGACGGGCUUGCAGCCCGAACGUUGCUCCGACUUGGGGGAUGUUCUGGGCACCGAGCAGAUCCGGCACCUUUGCUGCCGGAGCGGAUGCACAGUAGUUGUGUUGUCCAGCGGGAAGAUUUUCAGGAGAGUUGAUGGAAAACCACCUGGGCAGUUUCCUUAUUUCAAGGAAAAGGAGAUUCACUUUGUUGCUUGUGGGACAUCCCAAGUUCUGUUUGUUUCGGCGACGGGAAGUAUUCUUCAGAGUCAAGUCAAUUCAAAGAGAUGUGCCAAUAAUCUAAGAGGGAUCACCUUAUCGAAACCACAGUUGUUUAGGAGUUUGAGUGAAAGCAAUAUAAUACAAGUGACCUGCGGAAACAAUCAUUCUUUGGCGCUUUCUAAAGAUGGCCAAGUCUUUGCCUGGGGACAGAACACCUUUGGCCAGUUGGGUCUCGGUACAAGAGGUCCCCUGUCUUGCGACCCCCAGACGGUGAAGAGUUUCUCUGGGGUCCCAGUGGCUCAAAUCACUGCUGGAGGCGAGCACAGCUUCGCUCUGACCGUCUCGGGGACGGUAUUUGCAUGGGGCAGAAAUAAUCACGGACAACUGGGGCUCGACGACACAGAGGAUACUCUUACUCCCAAACAUGUGCAAAUCCUAUCGUGCAAGAGCACCAUCUUUAUUUCUUGUGGAGAGGAGCACACUGCAGUUCUGACGAAGGAUGGAUUUGUUUUGACAUUUGGAGCUGGGGCGCACGGACAGCUUGGACACAACUCGACAAGAGAUGAGAUCAAACCACGACUGGUUGGCGGACUGUUUGGGAGAAAGGUUUCUCAGAUCGCAUGCGGGAGCUAUCACACGUUGGCCCUCGUUUCAUCCACUGGCACAGUCUAUUCCUUUGGUUGUGGAGAAAUGAUAAGGCUGGGAAAUGGCCAAACCAGUGAACAUUCAGUGCCUCUGCCCAUCAAUCUAAUGGACACUGCAAGCAAUGGUGGAGCUGACAAUGGCAGUUCAAUUAAACGAGGCGUCAGAAAAAUAUUUGCUGGGGGAAAGUUCAGCUUUGCAGAAUGCUAUGAUGAAGAGAAUUUACUAUCAUCGCAGGAAGAAUCUCUGCUCACUCUGAAGAGAAUUGUGCCACUAACAAAUUUAUUUACAAAAAAAGCAAUCAUUCGGGGUUAUUCAUCUUCACCGAUUAUGAACGCAAGCUUCCUGGAUACGAGCAAGGAUAACCAUUUCAAAACAAGCCAAAUGCUGUCUGGUCUGGAUAUGUCCUUAGUGUACCUGAACUUUGAGAAUUUGGCAAAAGACACUUCACUGCUAUCCCAGGUGACAAAUGCAAUCCUGACAAAGCUGAUCCCUUCACUCCCUCGCUCUCCUGCAAGUUUGGAAGCUCUGCGAGUUUACCUUGUUCUGCCUGAGCUCAUCGCUGUACUUGAUGGGCCAAAAAGCUCCAAGCUGACAGAAUCGCUAACCACAGCCAUUCUGUCCCUCGAAGGAAGUUACUUCAAAGUUCUAGGUAAGGGAUUUAUUUCUGAACAUUUAAACAUUACCAAAAUCUCCGUUGUUUGCAAUUAA